AUCUAUCUAUCUUUUGUUAAAUUAAUCUCUAUUUUGCAAUUGUUUUCAUCUUCUCCAUCGGAGAACUGCGAGUUGCGGCUGUCCCGCUCCAAACCCUCGUGCGGCUCCGGCGAAGGCCACCGAUUGGUUCGAGAAUGAAAGAGACAAUCCGUACUGAUCGUGGUAGUAGCAGCCGAUCUCAAAAAGAGGAAGAGACGAAGGAUGAAAAUAGAUUUUUUGCUACUAAGAAAACUGCUCAGCAGCAGACGGUACCUGCGCUUCGAUCUUGUAAGCGCCGCCGCCAUCUAGAUCAGUGUUCAUCGAAGCCUUUGUUGUAUCAACACAGGCAAAUAUUGAGCCGCCUCCUUGAUUGCCUCACCAACGCGCACCAAUGGAAGGAAGCUAGCGGAGUCCUUAGCCUUCUGCUGAAGGCGACUCCUGAGGGAAGCUCCUUGUUGGAGGAUCGGCGAAAUUUCCUAGUUGCAAUGGAGAUUCAAAGGCGUUUUUAUGGAGCAGAGAGCCAUUAUCAGACUAAGAUCAAGAAGAUAUAUGAUAUUUGGAUGAGUAAACUCCAGUGGAUGAAAGAGCACCCUAAGAAGAGGAACUCUGUGCUGUUCGAAUUGGCUGUUUUUUCUAUUUCACAGGGGAACUUUGAGGAGGCAUUAUGUAACACAAAAAUUAUUUUACAAGAUCCUGAGUUUACGAAAGAACCAACUGUUAACCUGUUUCAUGGGUUAAUACUAUAUGAGAUGUGGUAUUCUGGUCUGCCGGAAGACAUGAAAAUAAAAGGUUGUGAUGUUCAUAUACCAUCACAGAUUUCUGACACAACCAUCGCUAACAGUAAUGAAGAACCUGAUGCUUUUGUCAGUUCAAAUGAACAUAAUGCCAUCAAUGUUGAAGAUGGAAACUGUUCUUCUAUAGUGGCAUCUGAAAGUUCAAUUUGUGUUGAAAAGAAUAUACUUGAUUUUAAAGAGACAGCAAAACAAAAAAAUAGUGGUGCCCUUCAUGCCACUGAACUCUCAAGCAGAUCUGAUUUGAACGAUGUCUCACUUUCAAACCCUCAGCACAACUACUCAUCAUGUUCCAUUUUUCUUUCACAUGGAUUGGAAAAAAGUUUGCUCCCUUUGCAAUUUGAUCACUUGAAAGAAGACCUAGAGCGUGUCAUACACUCAUAUCGAGGCUUGGCCAACGAACAAUACAAUGAUGCAGUGAAGCAUUUGAGGCUUGCUCUUCACUCUACACCACCAUGUUCGGCUGCCUUGUUGCCCCUUGUGCAGCUACAUCUGCUUGGUGAUCGUGUUGAAGAAGCACUAAAAGAGCUGGACAGCUGCUGCCAGAAUUCUAAUGUUUCAGAGCCUUUCAGAUUGAAGGCUAGAAUUCUGGAGUGUUUUCAAAGCAAUCAAGUGGCUACUAUUUGUACCUGCUAUGAGGCUGUACUGAGAAGGGAUUCAACGUGUAACCAGUCACUUCAAAGGCUAAUCAAAAUGCACAGAAUUGGCAACUAUGGCACUAUACCUCUCUUCGAUAUGAUAGUUCUGAAUUUAGAUUCUACUGAUGGGGAUUCUAGCACAUGGGAAGAGUUCGCCGUGUGCUUCCUUAAGAUACUGACAUCUUCAGCGAGGGAUUUUGAAGAUCACAUAUCGAUAACUGGAAAGCGAGUUUCAACAGCCCUCGUGUCUGAUAAAAUUCCCCGUGUUUAUACUGAUGAGGGUCAUUGGGAGACUCGCUGUAGAUGGUGGCGAACGCGCCAUUUCAGCAAGAAUGCAGUUUUAAAAGAUAUUCAGCAGGGUGACAAGAAACUCUUGGCUUCGAAAGCGGCAUGUGCCUCCCAUAUGUACGGUCCACAUUUCGAUUACAUCGAAGCAGUUUACCCUAGUCUCAGCAACACCGAGGAUGCUUCUUUGCUCUCAUUUCUACAACCUCAUUUGAAGAACUCAACUAGUGUUAGCUAAAAUACUUGCACAAGGGGCAACAAGAUAGCUGAACAUGGUGGUCUAGAGUGAAGAGCAAACCUCAAAUGCUUCACUCCAUCAUUGUAUUGUUCGUUGAAGCCUCUAUAUGAGUGUAUGACACGCUCUAGUCUUCUUUCAAGUGAUCAAUUUGCAAAGGGAGUAAACUUUUUUCCAAUCCUUUCAUGGUAAUUAGUAUUACAGUCAAUCAUUGCACAAUUUGUUUUGAAGCACUAUCAUUUAUAUCCAUCUAGUUUCUUAGAGAUAAUUGAUGGUAAUCAAAAUUGUCCAUUUAAAAAUUCAUGUUUGAUUUCCCAUC
Zingiber officinale is the source of this 2247-nucleotide messenger RNA. RefSeq lists its product as uncharacterized. The transcript is spliced from 11 exons. Bases 135 to 1931 code for a protein of 598 amino acids. Lineage: Eukaryota; Viridiplantae; Streptophyta; Magnoliopsida; Zingiberales; Zingiberaceae. Gene Ontology annotation, cellular component: RNA polymerase I transcription regulator complex. The record is from RefSeq and is a predicted model, not a curated record. Gene Ontology annotation, molecular function: protein binding. Gene Ontology annotation, biological process: transcription by RNA polymerase I.